GUAAAUAAAGUGAAAGUUGUAUUUUGUGAAAAUGGCAAUGAAAAUCUGAAAUUGCUGGUGAAAUUCUACAAUCUAGCUAUAUCAAAAUUCUAAAAUUCUCCACCAAAUCAAGACAUCAUCAGAAAUUAAAUGGCUUCAUCAUGGUCAAAAGAAGCACCCACACCUAGAGAUGCUCCGAGAUUUAACCCCAAUCAAGGUGGACGUGGAGUAGGAAGUGUCAAAUUACAGAAAUCUAAAUCAGUCGACAGUGCUGGGUCUUCACGAUCAAAAUCAUCAUUUCAAAAUCGACCUUCUGAUAAAUUAAACCCUAAAACAUUUGAUCCUUUUAAGAAUUCUACGAAAUGUUUAUCACCAUUUGCUAAUCUAUAUGCUAAUGGAGGUGUGCCUUGCAGAUUGUUCCAUGGUAGUGUUAAACAUAGAAUACAGUGGGAAAUUCCUCCAGAACAAGUUCCAUUUAAUCCUAUUCUAGUAGCACUAGCUGAUGGUUUACGAGAAACAGUUCAUCCGUACAUGUUUGUAUCACAAACUGGGUUUAAAGAGUUAUUGGAGGUCCCUAAUGCUGGAGAAAAAGCCACACCCCUUUUACCCAGACUAGCCCCACCCCUCAGAGCUGCAUUGGCCCACGAGAAUGUAGAAGUAUUUGAGAGAGGUCUAGCAGCCACUAUUCAACUGAGUGACGUCGUAGGACCAGCCUUAACUCCUCAUCUUAAAGUUUUACUCAUGCCUUUGGCUAAGAGGAUGAUGGAGAAGAAAUAUAAAGAAAGAAUAACUGAAUGUUUACAACAACUUGAAGAGAAUUGUGGCAGGGAAGCUCUUCCCAUCAUCAAAUCAAAAGUGCCGACUUAUUCUUCUAUUUAUGGAUGACAGUAGUAUCCAUAUUGGUUUUAUUCUAUAGUCAGUAGUGAUCUCAACAACUGUUUGUUCUUUC
Molecule: messenger RNA, 928 nt
Organism: Lottia gigantea (owl limpet)
Lineage: Eukaryota; Metazoa; Mollusca; Gastropoda; Lottiidae
Exons: 8
Coding region: 130-864 (244 amino acids)
Source: RefSeq, a predicted model, not a curated record